Exophiala aquamarina CBS 119918 is the source of this 687-nucleotide messenger RNA. RefSeq names its product beta-lactamase. Bases 1 to 687 code for a protein of 228 amino acids. The record is from RefSeq and is a predicted model, not a curated record. Lineage: Eukaryota; Fungi; Ascomycota; Eurotiomycetes; Chaetothyriales; Herpotrichiellaceae. The transcript is spliced from 2 exons.
AUGUGCCUGCCUGUACAUGGCACGGUAGGCCACCAGCUUGCAUCCAGUCCAAGUGCAGAUUCCCAGCUGUCAGCUGACAAGCAUCUAGACCUUUUGACCAACUCUGGACGGCAGUCACGGGUCUAUGAUCCUUUUCCGACUCCAGUCUACUCUAGCGUAGGCUUUGACAUCCUUGGAAAACUGGUGGAAAAUGUCAAUGGAAAAUCUUAUUCGGAGUAUCUCCAAGACUCCGUCUUCCAAACCGCCAAACUCAAUCGCACAUCCGUCGAAAUUCCAGGCGACCAAAGUAUUGGCUUCAUCCCCGCGGUGCCAGGUUGUUCCGGCGCCAUGUACUCCAGCAACAACGACAUCCUCUCGUUCAGAGCAUCGAUACUAUCAUCUGAGCUUUUCACACUGGAGAGGACACGUGCCUGGCUGAAGCCAAGGUCUUCUACAUCCUCAUCUGGCCCUUACGUUGGGGGACCCUGGGAGGUCGCACGUGGAGCAAAUCUCGCAUCAGAUGGUCGAAACAUUGACUUUUACACGAAAACGGGAAAUCAAUAUGAUUAUACCAAUGUCCUUGUUCUGGUCCCUGACUAUGACUUGGUCAUUGCGAUAAACCUUGUGGGCGGGGUCCAUAGCAGCCUCCCGGAGAUCGAGGCUUUAUUUUCCGCCCUCGUCAAGGCCCUCAUUCCUGUAGUUGAUUAG